CACCCGUCCACAACCCGUCCAGCUCUGCCACCCGUCCACAACCCGUCCAGCUCUGCCACCCGUCCACAACCCGUCCAGCUCUGCCACCCGUCCACACCCCGUCCAGCGCUCACCGGCCACACAUACGCACACACAGACACAUCACACGUACACAAUACAUACAUGCAAGAUGCGUCUCAGGUGGCUAAUAGCUGUGCUAAUGGGACUGGUGGCCGCCAAUGAGGCCUUAGUACCACAAUUACCAUUCCCGGCACAAUUACCAUUCCCGGCACAAUUACCAUUCCCGGUAAAAUUACCAUUCCCAGCACAAUUACCAUUCCCGGCACAAUUACCAUUCCCGGUACAAUUACCAUUCCCGGCACAAUUACCACUCACGAUACAGCUGCCUGAUCUUGCCGGUCUAGCGGGACUCUUACCGGCUAUUCUACCGGGAUUAUUACCGGGAGGACUACCGAUUGCGGGACUUACUACCGUCUUAUCCGCAACAGGUCUCACGCUCGUUAAGGUCGCCAUCAUUGCUGGGUUUCUGGCGACCUAUAAAGACUUAUUAGAAAAGUCUUAUGAAGAAGAGGCGGAGGAAAGGCGAUACCCUGGACCUCCCGCCUACGUGUACGACCACCCCGUUCACAGGCGCCAGAAGCGAGCCAUCAAGGAGGCGAUAGAACGAGUGGAUUCUGUGAUGAUGAAAGAGGUGAAGGAAGCGGAGAAGCUGUUGCUGUCAGCCGCCACUCACCUGGACACUGACGGCUGUGUGCCAAAGCUCCUGUGUCACCUGAACAACAAACAGGUAGAUGCUCUUACGCUAGAGGAAACCGUCCUCCUCCAAAUGUUCUCCAACAACCCGGAGACCUUGUCCUCCUAUAGAUCCAUUCUCCAGGAGGCCAGGGACGUCGACCAGACCCAAGACCUCUCCAUAUGUGACAAGUUAUUCCCCAAGUGUCCCCUGGGGGAGGAACAAAUGAGUGGUCUCCUGGGGCAGUCCUGGGGAUGUGGGAAUGUGGUUUUGUAGUCAGUAAUGUAGAGGAGUAUUAACAUGAGGUUACUGACCCACUACACCACUACUCUCACCGUCUACCACUUAACAACACUUGAUUCUGACUUCUCUCUCUCUCUCUCUGUCUGUCUGUCUGUCUGUUUAUCUGUCUGUCUCUCUGUCUGUCUUCCACCCCCCUUCAGAUUCUAACCUCGAAUUAAUUCAUAUCAUAAAGAACGAGUCCAUAUAUAGAGGUUGUCGUGUGUGUGUGUGUGUGUGUGUGUGUGUGUGUGUGUGUGUGUGUGUGUGUGUGUGUGUGUGUGUACGACCCCAAAAUACAAAAUCCCUACAAAUCAUUAUUACUACAGUCAAUCUUUCCUGUAAUCUAAACCUGUAACCUGAACCUCUAAAAUUAUAUGACAUUACAAAACGAAGGAGAAAUUACAUAAAACAACGAAUUCACCUUAAAAUAACCAAUUGUUUUUAUCUUGAGGUUAUUGUAUUAUUAAACCAGAAUAAAUACAAAAAGUCGUAUUAAAUGUCUUUGUUUAGGUAUAUUUGUGCCUGCGUGUUUAUGUAUAUCAGUUGAUUAAGUCAUUGUUUUUGUUGUGUAGAUUUAAGUAUGUUUAUUUGUUAUGUAUUUGUUAUGUAUAUUCGUCUUCAGGUGUAUAGAAAUUAAUACAGUAAUGCAAUACAAUAAUACAACCAAUCUAGUGUUUAUUUGUGUUGUAUUUAUAGUGUGAUAUGUAAAUGAUUGUGUUGAUUGUUUACUUGUUUUGUUUGUUGAAGUUAUUAAACAAUAAACUAUUA
This is a messenger RNA of Homarus americanus (American lobster), 1783 nucleotides long. RefSeq lists its product as uncharacterized. The record is from RefSeq and is a predicted model, not a curated record. The transcript has 3 exons. NCBI's taxonomy places the organism in Eukaryota, Metazoa, Arthropoda, Malacostraca, Decapoda, Nephropidae. The coding region runs from base 170 to 1009 and encodes 279 amino acids.